CGCCCUAACUCCCUAUCAUGGAUAUCUACACGCGCCUCCGACCAUCCAGACAGUAUAAGCUCUUGGAGCUCACUCCUGAGGUGCUAACAAUCCUCGAAGCGGGCACGGAGGAGCUAUCGAUCAAGGCGUCUGGAAAGGACUCUGAGAUUGUGUUGUGCUCGUCAGACGCAACGUUCCAGAUCAGACAGAAAAACCAUACAAACACGCUCCUCCUCAUGAAUCACACACAAGAUGGGGCGGAUGAACGGUUGGUGGGGUUCAGCUCGCUCAGCUCGGAGUUGGAGCUCACCAAGGUAAAAGGCAAGAUCGAUUUAAUCUCGAAAAUUCCUGUUUAUGCCAAUUUUGGCGACGAUUUGUCGCGGAUCGAGAGCUGUGGGUUUUUGGACAUCACCGUGGAUGAAUUAGUGUGCCGGUCACCGGUUUCGACCAGUGAGUUCCGGACGCUCUGGUUCGAUAAGUAUAACGGCUGUGAGAUCGAGGGGAAGGCGGUGCUUUUAUCACGCGGUUUCAUCACCCAAGCCUUAAACUUUGUCCUCACAGCGCUCCUAGCGUCGGAGUUGGAUAUGGCUCGGCUCAGUGUGAGAGACACUUUACAAGCCGUUGAAGACACCGACUACACCCAUGAGCUCGUUCGAACAGUACUCUGGAAGUUUUCACUGUUUCCUACCGUGAACGAACAGGGGGAGGAGCAAUUUUCAUUGGAUAAGGCAAAGGUCAGUAAGUGGUACGGGGUGAAUGCCUUGCGCGAGCAUGCCCAGAGACUCAUCUCCCCCGAUGAAUUCCUUAUUGCAUGGAAAUCCGCCUUCCCGCCGUUUUUCGACUGCCCCAUCGACUUGCAGAUGUUAGCAGGUUACUAUGUACGGCCGUUGGUGGAUAAGAUCCAGUAUAUUAACCUUGACACGGUGGUGCUAGUCGAGAAGGACCCGAUUAAGCGGUUCAAGAUGUUGUUCAAACUCCAGUCCACGUGGGAUAUGCCCGAUAUUUUACCGUUUAUCGAGGAUCUCAACGUGCGAAACUUGAAGAUUGAUAAUUUUAUCAUGAAAUACGCGAAGAAGAAACGUGUGGGGAAAAAGUUUGUCGUCACAGGAAGGUAGAAUUGGCAUUGUAUAAAGUUUCUGAGCGUCAAAGACUUUUUGUGAAUUAACGUGGUUUUGUACAGUGUUUGUGGUUGCAUAUGGAUUCCGGCUGAUCUGAGGUCUUGAAUAUGAUGCUUAAAAGAUCUCAGAGUGGUUGAUUUCUGAUUGUUUUUUGAGCAUACAGGUGGUUUGGAUGUCAAUCCAUAUUUCGCUUCAUAGAGAUUUUAAGGACCAUCCCGCUUUAUAAAAAAUGUG
Babjeviella inositovora NRRL Y-12698 is the source of this 1331-nucleotide messenger RNA. It is a transcript of the gene DCC1, whose product is annotated as Dcc1p. The record is from RefSeq and is a predicted model, not a curated record. The transcript has a single exon. Gene Ontology annotation, biological process: mitotic sister chromatid cohesion; maintenance of mitotic sister chromatid cohesion. NCBI's taxonomy places the organism in Eukaryota, Fungi, Ascomycota, Pichiomycetes, Serinales. Bases 18 to 1094 code for a protein of 358 amino acids. Gene Ontology annotation, cellular component: chromatin; chromosome, centromeric region; nucleus.